CUUUGCGAGAGCACUCCGGCCAUCGGCACUUCUGCGCAUGAGCCGCCACAUCCUGAGUCCAAGAGCCACAGGGCGAUACAUCGCGCUACCAAACGCACAUGAAGAUGAUACCCCGCGUCAGGAUGCGGCGCUUGUUGCUGCAUCUGACACACCUGGGACGUCCACUCUGCGUCGUCGCAACUCGAGCGAUGGGGGUGCUGCACCAACGUCCCCGAAGUCUCCGACCAAAUCCUCUGCCCCACAACCAACAACCGUAGCCGAAAGUGCGGGGGAUGAAGAUGAUGUGAAACACUCGUCGAGCGAUGAUCAGGCUGCCGCUUCUUGUUGUUCGACCGAAUCUACCGCGGCGCCAUUGCACCCGUUAGAAGACCCUGACGGCAAUCUCCACAUUCGCAUCUUGGACUUGAAUGGCAAGGUGUUUCCCGUGUCUGGUUCACCCGACUGGUCCGUCAAUCAACUACAUGUCGUCGUCGAGGCCAAAAGCGGCGUGGAAUCAUCGCGACAACGGCUCAUCUACCGAGGCCGAGUGCUCGAUGGCAGCACGACGUUGGGAGACUCGAAGGUUGAAGACGGUCACACGAUUCACUUGUUCGUGCGACAAAUACCGACUGUAGCCGACUCUGCGCCUGCUGUGUUUUCCAGCGAUGACGACUCGUCUACGACUGCGGCGGCCCUUCGUCGCAUGAGGGAACUCGAAGACCACCACCGCAUGAUCCAUUUCCACGCAGGCCCAAAUGAUCCGAUUCGAAGCGCUGUGUUUCCAUCCGAGAGCGCUCGCCGCAUCGAUCCAAUUCUCCAAGACACGCCACUCGGGAUGGCCGCCCGCCGCGUCAAGCUCUGGGCAUCGUUUGUUCUGAUCAUCCACACGAUGAAAUUGCUCGGGCAGUGCGCGUUCCUCGCCAACUUUGCCGCUCAGAAUGCUGCCGGCAUGAACGACCGGAUGAAGAAAGAGCUCGAGUUCACGCCGCUGUACGACGAGUCGUCCGUCGCGACGACCGGAAAGCUGCUGGGGUACGCAUUUGGGGUGUACGUGGGUUGCGUGGGUUUCAAGGCUGCCCACGACACGGACCUCAGGCCGGCUCGGCAGUACAUUGUCGGGAUGAUGGCACUGGGCGUGCUCACCAUGGUGGAGCAAAUCUACGAGAUUAUGCGGUUCUCUGCGUGGGACCCGGAGGAGUACCGAAAGGCCCGAAGCCGCACGUACGCGGCGCAGAGCCAGCCAAGUUUGGAUGAAAUGGUCCGGAGUUACAUUGUUCAGACGUUCUUGCUUGCGCUAAUGUUCGUAUGGGCUGUCAAGCACGCGCAGAGCCAUCGAGACGAGCUAGCCGUGUACAACGAAACCCUUGUUGCCGCCGCGAUGAGUGCAGUUCCGCUGCCUCCCCUGGAUGCCAUCGAACGAAGUCAUCAAGCGACAGCACCACCGGCCACCCAGCCGACGAACCCGCCUUCCGUCGACGCCUUGCCACCCCACCAUGUCGUGUGAGAUAAGAUAGAAGAGAUAGACCUUAACCUAACAUCGCGCCCCCAUCCCGAACGAGGCCGGGACGUCCAGCG
Molecule: messenger RNA, 1554 nt
Organism: Aphanomyces invadans
Lineage: Eukaryota; Oomycota; Saprolegniomycetes; Saprolegniales; Verrucalvaceae
Exons: 1
Coding region: 38-1483 (481 amino acids)
Cellular component (GO): BAT3 complex
Molecular function (GO): polyubiquitin modification-dependent protein binding; misfolded protein binding
Source: RefSeq, a predicted model, not a curated record